AUGCGUAUUUAUUCGAUUAGACUUCGAUUUAGCGAUAAAAUUGAUAAAAAGGCCCCUAAUGGUAUUAGAUUCAACUGCUUCUUUACGGUUUCUGUUGGGGACGGGAAUGAUACUUCUUUUUGGGGAGACAAAUGGCUUGGUAAUGAGCCUUUACGUCUCCGGUUCCCUCAUCUGUUUCGGCUUGAAAGAAAGAAAUGGGUCAAUGUAGCUGAAAGAAUUCAGGUCCAACAAGGUGUUCGUUUUAUGAACUGGGAAUGGCGAUCGGUCCCAAGCUCUCUUGAAGAAGUUAAUGAACUGUUUGCGCUGCUAGCCGAUGUCCAUGAAUACAAAUGGGAGGAAGGGAACGACAAAUGGAAAUGGGAUCCAGGCAAAGAUGGUAUUUUCACGGUUAAAAGCGCUAAGAUUCUGAUGUCCGAAGGCUUGAUGGCAGGUAACUUGCAGAUCGUAGAUUGGAGAGGCUGGACGCCUCUUAAAUGCAAAAUAUUAGCUUGGAGAAUUGGCCUUGAUAGAAUUCCUACAAAGAUGAAUCUGAUUAAACGAGGGAUGGCGCUUGACAGUUUGGAUUGUCCGAUGUGUGACGCGGGUCAAGAAUCUACACUGCAUCUUUUUACGGGCUGUAUAUUCUCAACAGAAGUUUGGGCCAGAUUAGAAGCUUGGUGUAGAUUGCCUCCUACGAUGCUGUUUGAAGUUGCUGAUUUGGUUCGCUUGACGGUUGACCAGUCGAAGUCUAAAAAAGAAGGUCGAAUUAUCCAAAGUAUUAUGUAUACGGCUAUGUGGGUUUUAUGGAACGAGAGGAACGAUAGAAUCUUCAAUAACAAGCCUAGGAGAGAGAAGGAGGUAUUCGAAAAUAUAAAGUUUUUGUCGUUUUUUUGGAUUCGUAAUAGAUCUAGACAUAAAAGUGUAGAUUGGAAUAAGUGGUGUAAUUACCCGUUGGAUUUGAUGUAA
Messenger RNA from Helianthus annuus (common sunflower), 945 nucleotides. RefSeq lists its product as uncharacterized. The record is from RefSeq and is a predicted model, not a curated record. The transcript has 2 exons. Bases 1 to 945 code for a protein of 314 amino acids. Lineage: Eukaryota; Viridiplantae; Streptophyta; Magnoliopsida; Asterales; Asteraceae.